Trichomycterus rosablanca is the source of this 5178-nucleotide messenger RNA. It is a transcript of the gene slit3, whose product is annotated as slit homolog 3 (Drosophila). The transcript is spliced from 31 exons. Lineage: Eukaryota; Metazoa; Chordata; Actinopteri; Siluriformes; Trichomycteridae. Gene Ontology annotation, biological process: axon guidance; negative chemotaxis. Bases 1 to 4023 code for a protein of 1340 amino acids. The record is from RefSeq and is a predicted model, not a curated record. Gene Ontology annotation, molecular function: Roundabout binding; calcium ion binding; heparin binding.
AUGACUCUGAAUGGGAUAGAGCGGUGCACUCUCAACAACAACAACAUCACCCUUAUCCCACUGUCCAGCUUCAACCACAUGCCCAAGCUGCGCACUCUGCGUCUGCACUCCAACAACCUGCACUGUGACUGCCACCUGUCCUGGCUCUCUGACUGGCUGCGCCACAGAAGAGGGUUGGCCCCCUUUACUCAGUGUAUGUCACCCGCCCACAUGAGAGGACUCAACGUUCCUGAUGUGCAAAAGCGAGACUUCGUCUGUGCAGGUCCUGUUCAGUCAGAGCCCAAGUCUUGUGCUCCCCAAGCGUCCGUCUGUCCAGCCAGCUGCACCUGCAACAACAACAUUGUGGACUGCAGGAGAAAAGGUCUGACUGAAAUCCCUGCCAACUUGCCGGAGGGUAUUGUGGAAAUCCGUCUGGAGCAGAACCUGAUUAAGAUAAUUCCUCCUGGGGCUUUCUCUCCAUACAAAAAGCUGAAAAGAAUAGAUCUGAGCAAGAACCAGAUUUCAGACAUUGCCGACGAUGCCUUCAGUGGCCUCCGCUCCCUCACCUCACUGGUGCUGUAUGGAAACAAAAUAGCCGAGAUCCCUAAAGGACUGUUCGAUGGCCUGGUUUCCUUACAGCUGCUGCUGCUUAACGCCAACAAGAUCAACUGCUUGCGCGUGAACACAUUCAAAGACCUGCAGAGCCUCAAUCUGCUCUCGCUCUACGACAAUAAGCUGCAGACCAUCAGCAAAGGACUGUUCACCCCACUGCGCUCCAUCAAGACCCUGCACCUGGCUCAGAACCCCUUCAUGUGUGACUGCCACCUGAAGUGGCUGGCUGACUACUUAUUUGACAACCCCAUCGAAACCAGUGGGGCACGCUGUAGUCACCCUCGCCGGCUCGCCAACAAGCGCAUCAGUCAGGUCAAGGGCAAGAAGUUUCGCUGCACAGGUUCAGAGGACUACCGGAGCCGUCUGACUGGCGAAUGCUUUCAGGACCUGGUGUGUCCCGAGCGUUGCCGUUGUGAGGGUACAGUGGUGGACUGUUCCAACCUCAAACUGACCAGCGUCCCUCCUCAUCUUCCCGAACACACAACUGACUUGCGCCUGAACGACAAUGAGAUCUCAUCCUUGGACUCCGCAGGGGCCUUUAAGAAGCUCCCAAACCUGCGCAAGAUAAAUCUAAGCAACAAUAAGCUGCGGGAGAUUCGGGAGGGCACAUUUGAUGGUGCUGGAGGAGUCCUUGAAGUUCUGCUAACCGGGAACAAGCUGCAAGCUGUUCAUGGUCGGAUGUUUAGGGGUCUGAGUGGCCUUAAGACCCUAAUGCUGAGGAGUAACCAGAUCACCUGCGUAGAUAACACUACCUUCACAGGUCUCAGCUCCGUUCGUCUGCUGUCUCUUUAUGAUAAUCGCAUCUCCACCAUUGCCCCAGGUUCCUUCUCCACCCUGCAUUCCCUCUCCACCAUUAACCUGCUCUCCAACCCGUAUGUGUGUGACUGUCACUUGGCAUGGCUGGGUCAGUGGCUGAAGAAGACCAGGGUAGUGAGUGGAAACCCCAGGUGCCAGAAACCAGCCUUCCUGAAGGAAAUCCCCAUACAGGACGUUUCCACGCCCGACUUCACAUGUGAUGGUGUAGAGGAGAAUGUCUGUCUGCCAUCGGCCCCUCAGUGUCCGGAGCCCUGCACAUGCUCAGAUACAGUGGUGCGCUGCAGUAACCGUGGACUGCGUUCUCUGCCCAAGGGCAUCCCCAAAGACACCACUGAGCUGUAUCUGGAAGGCAACUUACUCACUUCAGUACCCAAAGAGCUGGCCAGUCUUAAACAACUGACGCUCAUAGACCUGAGUAACAACAGUAUCAGCUCUCUGACACCUUUAAUAUUCAGCAAUAUGACUCAACUUGCCACCCUUAUCCUGAGCUAUAAUCAGAUUCACUGUGUGCCUGUGCAUGCUUUUGAUGGACUGCGCUCACUCCGUCUGCUAACGCUCCACGGAAACGACCUUUCAACUAUUCCGGAGGGAGCCUUCAACCACUUGACGUCUCUGUCUCAUCUGGCUUUGGGCGCUAACCCACUGUAUUGUGAUUGUGAGCUGCGCUGGCUCUCACAGUGGGUUAAAGCUGGUUUUAAGGAGCCAGGCAUUGCCCGCUGUACAGGACCACCUGAUAUGGCAGACCGUCUGCUUCUGACCACUCCACUUAACCGCUUUCAAUGCAACGGCCCUGUUGAUGUGAAUCUGAUGGCCAAGUGUGCUCCCUGUCUGGCCACCCCAUGUCAGAACAACGGCACAUGCGUCAGCGAUGUGACCGGCUCCUAUCACUGCACCUGUCCCUUUGGCUACAAGGGUCGGAACUGUGAGAUACGCAUAAACGCCUGCCUGAGCCAACCCUGCAUCAAUGGGGGCACAUGCCACCUCCUUCCAGGCCAGGAAGGCCAAUACAGCUGUGUGUGUCCACCUGGAUUUGAGGGCCAGCGGUGUGAGGUGAAUCCUGAUGACUGCGAAGACAAUGACUGCGAAAAUAACUCCACAUGUGUAGAUGGCAUUAAUAACUACACCUGCAUCUGCCCUGCCAACUACAGAGGAGACCUGUGUGAGGAGGUAGUAGAGCCCUGUCUGCCUGGUUUUGACCCCUGCCAGCAUGACUCCAAGUGCGUGCCUCUAAGUAAAGGCUACAGGUGUGAGUGUUUGCCAGGCUACGUUGGGCAGCACUGUGAGCAAGACUUUAACGACUGCUUGGAAAACAAGUGUCAGCAUGGGGCAGAGUGUGUGGAUGCCAUCAAUGGUUACACAUGUGUAUGCAGGAAUGGUUUUAGUGGGCUGUUUUGCGAAGACACUCUUCCCAUGAUCCUUCUCCAGAAGACGAGCCCGUGUGAUCAGUCGGAGUGUCAGAACGGAGCUCAGUGUCUGAUGGUGGAUGGUGAGCCUGUGUGCCAAAAGACAUUUACAGCACACUUCCUGGGGAAAGACUCAUACAUAGAGCUGCCAGGGACUACUUUUCUUCCUACAACACAUAUAUCCCUCCAGGUGGCUACUGAUAAGGACAAUGGCAUGCUGUUGUAUAAAGAGGAUCACGACCCUCUGGCACUGGAGCUAUAUCAAGGCCACAUUCGACUGAUGCAUGACAUUGCCAAGUACCCUCCCACAACUGUAUACAGUGUGGAGUCAGUGAACGAUGGACUUUUCCACACGGUGGAGUUACUGAUCCAGAAUCAGACGCUAAGUCUUGUGGUGGAUAAAGGAACCCCCAAGAGCCUGGGCAAACUAGCAAGACCACUCUCAAUAGAACCCAACACCCAACUUUACAUUGGAGGUGUCCCAUCUGUGAUUGGCUUGUCUGGCCUGCGUACUGGCACUGACCGUACAUCCCAAUCCUUCAACGGCUGCAUCCAUAAUGUACGAAUCAACGGGGAGCUGCAGGAGCUUGGCAUUGGCAUGUCGGGCAAGGAGAGCAUCCUGCCCGGCUGCCAUACAUGCAGUGUGUGUGCCCAGGGAUCUUGCAGGCAGAGGGGUGAAGCGGGCGUGAGCUGUGAGUGCCCUGCAGGCAGUGGCGGCCCGCUGUGUGAGCAGGAGAGCUACGCAAACCCCUGCCAGUCCAGCAGGUGUGUUCAUGGACUGUGUGUACCUCAUGGCUCGUCGUACAGCUGUACGUGUGCACAGGCUUACUCAGGUCAGUACUGUGAGAGGCGAGAGGAGCCGUCGGCGUGUAGGGGGCACCACUGUGUACAUGGAGAAUGCAGAGUGGAUGAAAGUGGACGGCCUUCAUGCCACUGCCAGCCCGGAUACACUGGCAAUGCAUGUGAUUCAGAGCUGACAUGUCAAGGUGAGAUGAUCCGUGAAGUGCUCAAGCGUUACAUCGGUCCAAAUACAUGUACAUCCACCAGUAAGGUCCCCAGAGUGGAAUGCCCACGUGUGUGCCAGCCAGGUCUCUGCUGCUCCCCCACAAAGAGCCGCAGAAGGAAGGUCAGCUUCAAGUGCUCAGAUGGCUCCAACUUCUCUGAAGAAAUAGAAACGACCAUGGAGUGCGGCUGCUCGAAAUGCCCUUCAUAAUGAUUGCUGUCCUGUUCACAAGGAAUCAGAUGAGGGAAGAAGAUAUAUUGUAAAAUAAAAUAAAAACAAAUAGAACUUAUUUUUAUUAAGGGAUUUUUUUAAAGAGACUGUUUUUAUGAUGUUGCUUAUGAGAUAUAUGAAAAGUUAUUUUGUAUCAGUGAACACACACACCACAGAUUAACAUUCCUGACAUUAUAUGAAUUAUAUAUAAAUAUAUAUUUGUGUGUGUAAAUCUAUCAAAAUGUACAACCUAACCUAAGGAUUCAUUUGAUCUUUGUUUUGCAUGUCUGUGUGAGUAUGAGUGUACAUUUCUUUGGACUCUAAACUCUAAAAUACAUGCAUAAUGCCAGUCAGAAGUGAAUGCGGUACCUGGAAUCUCUCCCACAUGAAGAGGAUCGAUACGUUGUGCCCCGCUGGUAAAACAGGAACUGUGCUUGUACCCAGCCUGUCUUGUUUUGAGCUAUAAAGGAUUUUAUUAUGCAACUCCAGAGCUGAAGGAUUGGACUUAUUUAUCUCUAGAGCACAUACAUUGUUGCUUUUUUAUUAUUUUUAUUGUUUGCUUUUUGUUGACUGUUUAGUCACAGUUUGGAGCAGGAUGUCUGUACAUGGAAUCAUCAGAGUUCAACAUAUUUCCCUGUAUUUCUCAUAUGACAGCAUGGAAGUAUAAAGGACUGAAUGUGAACUAAGUGCUAAGCUGUGGUUUACAGGUGAAGCUGCAGGUGACACUGCUGUGUCCUGCGCUGAUUUAAAUUUUAAAAAAUACGACCACACUCAGCUCUGAUGUAAAGCUUUCUAUACUGAUGCAGUAUUUUGUCAUAAUCGUACUAAUAUAUUAAACACACAUAUGUUACAUCCAUUACUACUGUAUAUUGUGUAAUAUACCCAUUGUUUUUAAAUUGGUUUAUGUUUUACAUGAAAUUCCCCAAAGUAACAGUUAUCAGUGUUAAAACGAAAUAUAUUGAGUGUAUAAAGUUCUUCUACCCACUUGUUAAUGAGAUGAAUCUUUAGAGAACUAUAUCUACAUUUCCAAGUGUACAACAUAAACAAGCUGAUAUUAAAUGCAUUAUAUUAACGCCUGUAAAGAGAAAACGGUGUAACUAAUAGAUCAUUUCUGGUUAAAUAUGAACUAGAGACUGACGAAUAACCUACUAUGAA